UGGCGACUUUGCCAUCGCUAUGAGAUAUGUCGAGGUUGCAGCUCUAUGCCUAUUCCUUUCCUAUUGCGAUCGAAGGAUCAAUCCGUUCUCUUUGCUCGGUUGUGGGCUCCAAUGGGAAUCGCCUUCUUCGCUGCCUCUUGCGGAAAUGUGCCCCCCCUCAUACCUCAGCCUUCCUCAGUGAAAGGACCUUUCUUUUGCCAGACUGUUGCUUGGGGACGGUGUCUGAUGAUAUUUUGAACCGUGAUCAGAUGAUCACAUUGAAUUUUCUUUGCAUUCUGAAUCUUACAGGAGGUGAUCUGGUAUCUUGGGCAGCUGGGCUCAUCAAGGCCCAGUUGCGGUGCUGCGGGACGCCCGCAUCGAACCGCCUACGGGGGCGUAGUUGCGGAGCUGGCCACAUGGUGGCGGAUUGUGGGAUCCGCGAAUGAUGCGAGAUUGAAAGUUGGUGGCUGGUAGGGAGGGGCCAGGAUGAAGUUGGGAAGUGUUGGACCUGUCCUGUGGUCAAGACAGGGUCAGUCUAAGAGGGUUCAUGGUCUUGACGGGCCGAAGAUGGCGCACGAUUGCUGUCCACCUCCUGCCGGCGUAGGUUUUCUGUUUCUGGCCAUAUCCUGUAUUCAGGCAAUGCCGAUGCCGUAGCAGGAAGUAAGAGCGCAGGCCACGGAUCAAGCGGGAGAAAGGCGCAGGAAAAGAGGCAGGGGGUUGAAGCAGCGGCACCGGGCUUCAGUUGAGGCUUAACUUCCGUCUAGAGCAGGUUUUCUGCGGCGAGGAGGAGGGGCCCACGGUCUGAUCAGGGCGAAAUUGAGCAGAAAAGCGUGGCUUGAAUCAAGUGACGCCUUGACCUCUGGCGUCGAGGCUCAUCGAUAGAAACAAUAUUGCAGACGCUGUUUGGGUCGCUGUCAAGCAAAAGAACGGGAGGGGGUCUGGUUUGACAAGGUACAAAGGGUCCUUCUUCCCCAACUCAAUGCGAGGCAAAGACAGAUGAUUUCAACCCGAGAUUGGUCUCUCCUACGCAUCUGGCAAGAUGCAUGCCUGGUUUCCCGGAACUUGGGCACAGAUCUUGAAUUCGAGUCUUUGGAGUUGGUGACAGACCACAGCUUCUGAGGCGCAUCCAUGGGCACCUCUGCACUACAGCUGCGAACUUGUGCAGACACCCCGCUGGUGGGACCUUCUACAUUCAAGGAGUAGUGACUACACGCUCUGCCAAUAAAUUAUCAUCAAUUGUCUAUGAUUUCUGGUGAGGAUUUUCCACGUUACUAGAUAGCGUUUCGUUCGAGGCAGAUGGGAAGCAGCCAGAUGAAGCCCCAAUGAUUGUCAGAGCAUCGGAGUUCUGAUUCAGCAUGAAAUAAAUGAAAC
Messenger RNA from Cladophialophora immunda, 1350 nucleotides. RefSeq lists its product as uncharacterized. Lineage: Eukaryota; Fungi; Ascomycota; Eurotiomycetes; Chaetothyriales; Herpotrichiellaceae. Bases 27 to 425 code for a protein of 132 amino acids. The record is from RefSeq and is a predicted model, not a curated record. The transcript is spliced from 2 exons.